AUGCCGAAACCAAAGUCCUUCCUCAAGGAGACAAAGUUGAAGAAAAAGUCCGCGCAGCAGCAGGCCCCUCGAACAGCAGAUGAAUUCCUAGCUGUCGGAGUUGAACAAGAAGAAGCAGGAGAGAAAUGGCGAGCCGGCGAUGCAGCAAAAUCGCUACGCUUCUUUAUGCGCGCCAUUGCUACAUAUGAUGAGGGGCUACAAAAACAUCCUACUGCGUUUGAUCUAGCUUAUAACAAAGCGAGAGUCCAGUACGAGAUCACGCAGCAUCCACGACUUGCAGCGCAACUGUCAAUCCCGCUGGUUGAAGCCUUGAGCGUAGCCUUGCAGUCGCACCGGGAGGCCCUGGUAUUGGAGCAGGACAAUGCAGAUGCACUAUUCAACACGGCGCAGGUGUUGACGAGUCUUGCGGAGACUGUCACUGAUACGAAGCGUCCGGUCGAGGAAGACCUUAACCAAGCCGCAAAGUUCUUGCAGGAGGCGAUCGAGCUGUUCCAGCGAUGUCUUGUGCUCCAGGAGCUGAAAUAUACUGAGAUGCAGGAGCAGAUUAGGCAGAUGGAGUCUGGCGAGGUGGGGCGUAUGGAGCAGGUGCAGGAAUCAAAGCAGAUGCAAGAGAGUCCGGAUGUUGAGUCGCAGGAGUCAGAGCAGGAGCAAUGGGCUGCUGUUGUCGAGCCAGUGACGAAGGAUACGCUUGUGGAUACCGCUAUUGCGCAGUUAGAUGCUCUUUCGACACUUUGCAAUCUCCUGGCGUUCGAUCCGGGCGUUGGGCUUAAAUGGGCAGAGGAGUAUUCUAGAGAUUCCCUCCAGAAGAAGCUUUCCACACUUGUUGAAGGCUCGAACCGCCACUAUGAAGUGAAUUUGUCCCGGGCGAGAUUCAACGCUGCGCUAAAUGAAGUCUUAUACCGAAGCGGACGUAUAGACGUGGCAACAUAUCACGGCGUCGUGGUGUCUUCAUUUGGAGAUCUGGACGUAUCAGCGGACCCAGAAGGCCUGUGCGCUAAAGCGGAUGCGUUUAUUUCCUUCAACACAGCCUCGGCAGAACAACCGCCCCACGACCCAGAAGUCCUUAAAAAGUCACUUGGUCUCCGGUGGCAAGCAUUAUCCACAGCCAUAGACAUGUUAACCAAAGCGUCCAAACUCCCAGAUGCCGAAAACCUACCCAAGAUUCACCUCGCGAGAGGCGAUGCUGAAAUGAGCAGGUGGAGACUCGGUUUCGCGCCAUGGGAACACAGCAUGGCGCAACAGUACGGCGCGACUCUCCUUCGGAAUGCUCAAACGUACUAUCGGGGCGCCGCCGCAUUAGCCCGAAGAGACGGAGGUGCUGAUGAGGAGCGCGAUGGAACGUGCAAAGAAGCAAUCGCAGCCGCUAUCGAAGGCCAGAAGGAGAAACUCGCCCAACUCAAGGGCUCAGCGCCUAAGGAGCUGCUGCAGGUUGCCGAGGACAUGGUAGAGGAAGGCUGGGUUAGCGGGCCUGACAUGGAAGCGCUGUUGUCGUAG
This is a messenger RNA of Aspergillus nidulans FGSC A4, 1494 nucleotides long. RefSeq lists its product as uncharacterized. Bases 1 to 1494 code for a protein of 497 amino acids. The record is from RefSeq and is a predicted model, not a curated record. The transcript is spliced from 2 exons. Lineage: Eukaryota; Fungi; Ascomycota; Eurotiomycetes; Eurotiales; Aspergillaceae.